AUGGAUUCUUCAAGUUUGGCCGAGCUAAAUGCCAUCCUAGCUAGCUUGCCUGUUGAUGGGGACUACAACCUGCAGGUUGGGGUGGCUGGGCAGAUUGGCUUUGCACGAACACACCAAGGGCAUUUGUAUGUGGCCAGCGGUCAGGCCUCGUCGCCACGAACUACGUUGCGCUUCGAGUCAACGGAAACGGUGCAGCGUCUCAUAGCAGGCGGAAAGCGAGCUGCGCUGCCUCUUGUAGCACGUGGCCACCUGCGAGUUGAGGGUGACCUUGGGCAGUUGGAGGCGGAUCUUACGGCAAAGACGAUUUGUUUGAGGAACCCAGGAUGA
Molecule: messenger RNA, 327 nt
Organism: Durusdinium trenchii
Lineage: Eukaryota; Dinophyceae; Suessiales; Symbiodiniaceae
Source: the annotation of a GenBank genome assembly